AUGGCAGGCUCAGAUGCACCACAGGCUUAUGUCUUUUACAACUACAACCCGAGCAUGGUGGCAGCCGUCAUAUUCAUCAUUGUGUUUGGCCUCUCUUCAUUAUUACACACGUUUCAACUUGCACGCGCUCGAACAUGGUAUUUUAUUCCAUUCUUGAUUGGAUGUCUCUUUGAAUGUGUUGGUUACAUUGGCCGCGCCCUCUCUGCCAAUGAAGCACCCGACUUUACCAAGAACCCCUACAUUAUUCAGUCUAUCCUGUUGCUGCUUGGACCAGCGCUGCUAGCUGCUUCCAUUUACAUGGUCCUCGGUCGUCUCAUCGUACUUUUGGAUGCGGGUCAUCUCUCUGUUAUUCGCCCCAAGUGGCUGACCAAAGUAUUUGUUACUGGCGAUGUUUUGUCUUUUCUCGCACAGAGUGCCGGUGGUGGUAUGUUGGCGACAGCCAAGGAUAAAGAUGCUGUCAAGAGAGGUGAAAACAUCAUUGUCGGUGGCCUCAUCAUCCAGAUCCUCUUUUUCGGCUUCUUCAUGAUUGUCACCCUCAUCUUUCAUGUCCGCAUCAAGCGCAACCCUACACAAAAGUCUCUAGAAAUUGUCACUCCAUGGAAGAAGCUCCUCUUUGCUCUGUACGCAGCCAGUCUGUCCAUCCUCGUGCGAUCAGUCUUUCGUGUCGCCGAGUACGUCAUGGGCAAAGACAGCGCUCUCCAGUCGCAGGAAUUCUGGAUCUACAUUUUUGAUGCUCUUCUUAUGAGUUUGGUGGUGGUCUCGCUCAACUGGUUCCAUCCCAGUCGUGUGAUCAAUGGUGCGUCAGACAGGAAGCGGAUUGUGAGUCAGGACGAGUAUAUGCUGGAGGGGCAAAGGCAUGAUGGAGAACGCCGACGAUACUCUUUGUCGCCUGUCCGUCCCAAGGGUAACAACUGA
Fusarium pseudograminearum CS3096 is the source of this 915-nucleotide messenger RNA. RefSeq lists its product as uncharacterized. Lineage: Eukaryota; Fungi; Ascomycota; Sordariomycetes; Hypocreales; Nectriaceae. The record is from RefSeq and is a predicted model, not a curated record. The coding region runs from base 1 to 915 and encodes 304 amino acids. Gene Ontology annotation, cellular component: membrane. The transcript has 3 exons.